Oncorhynchus mykiss (rainbow trout) is the source of this 3208-nucleotide messenger RNA. Its product is annotated as ATP-dependent 6-phosphofructokinase, muscle type. Gene Ontology annotation, biological process: canonical glycolysis; fructose 1,6-bisphosphate metabolic process; fructose 6-phosphate metabolic process. Gene Ontology annotation, molecular function: identical protein binding; 6-phosphofructokinase activity; ATP binding. Gene Ontology annotation, cellular component: membrane; 6-phosphofructokinase complex; cytoplasm. The record is from RefSeq and is a predicted model, not a curated record. Lineage: Eukaryota; Metazoa; Chordata; Actinopteri; Salmoniformes; Salmonidae.
CGUGCCUCAGAUUCCUGUCAAGCAGAGGGGGGGGGGUUAAACUGCGCCCCCCCUGUCCCAUUCAGUCACUUUCCUAGUCAGGCAGGCAGAGAGAGUGAGAGGAGAGAAAGAGGCAGAUCCAGGACCAUGGCACAUCAUGAAGCACCCCAUAAAGACCCCAGAAAGAUGGGCAUCGGCCGCUCCAUCGCCGUGCUGACCUCCGGAGGCGAUGCCCAGGGUAUGAAUGCUGCUGUGAGGGCCACAGUCAGAAUGGGCAUCUACACUGGGGCCAAGGUCUACUUUGUUCAUGAGGGUUACCAGGGUCUGGUGGAUGGAGGUGACAACAUCAAACUUGCCACCUGGGAGAGUGUGUCUAUGAUGCUGCAUCUGGGUGGAACUGUGAUUGGCAGUGCCCGCUGUAUGGACUUCAAAGAGAAGUGGGGACGUCUGAAGGCCGCCUGCAACUUGGUCAAACUGGGCAUCACCAAUCUGUGUGUGAUCGGCGGUGAUGGCAGCUUGACUGGUGCUAACCAGUUCCGUACAGAGUGGAGCGAGCUGCUGGCUGACCUGACAAAAGGGGGAAAGAUCUCAGCGGAGGAGGCUAAUCGUUCUUCUCAUCUCAACAUCGUGGGCAUGGUGGGCUCUAUCGACAACGACUUCUGUGGCACUGACAUGACCAUCGGCACCGACUCCGCCCUGCACCGCAUCAUAGAGGUGGUGGACGCCAUCACGACUACUGCACAGAGUCACCAGAGGACCUUUAUCCUGGAGGUGAUGGGCAGACACUGCGGCUACCUGGCCCUGGUGACUGCUCUGGCCUGUGGUGCUGACUGGGUGUUCAUCCCAGAAAUGCCCCCAGAGGAAAACUGGGAGGAACAUUUGUGCAAAAGAUUGAUUGCGCAAAGGGGGCGUGGUUCUCGUCUGAACGUCAUCAUUCUGGCAGAGGGAGCCCAGGACCGUAACCAGAAACCCAUCACCUGUGACCAAGUCAAAAAUCUGGUAUCCAAGAAACUUGGCUUCGACACCCGUUCCACAAUCCUGGGACACGUACAGAGAGGUGGCACCCCCUCUGCUUUUGACAGAAUCCUGGGUAGCAGGAUGGGUGUGGAGGCUGUGAUGGCUCUUUUGGAGGCCACCCCAGAAACCCCAGCCUGUGUUGUCAGUCUUUCUGGGAACAUGGCCGUCAGGCUGCCUCUCAUGGAGUGUGUCCAAGUGACUAAAGAUGUGACCGUAGCCAUGACUGAGGGGAGAUUUGAAGAUGCUGUAAAGCUCAGGGGAAAGAGCUUUCAGAAUAACUGGGACACAUACAAAAUGCUGGCUCACGUGACCCCCCCAGAAAUGAAGAGCAACAUCAACAUUGCCAUUAUAAAUGUUGGCGCCCCCUGUGCUGGGAUGAAUGCAGCAGUGCGUGCAGCUGUCAGAGUCGGUAUCAUCCAGGGACAUCAGAUGCUAGCUGUACAUGACGGCUUUGACGGCCUGGCUAACGGACAGAUUGAGCCUAUCAUCUGGGCUCAAGUGGGUGGAUGGACUGGGAAGGGAGGGUCCAAUCUCGGUACCAAGAGACACCUGCCAGGUAAAAACAUUGAGCAAAUCAGCCUGAACAUUACCAAGUUCAACAUCCAUUCUCUGAUCAUCAUCGGAGGCUUUGAGGCGUAUCUGGGUGGUCUGGAGCUGGUGACAGCCAGGGAGAUGUACGAGGAGCUGUGUAUCCCCAUGGUGGUCAUUCCCGCCACCGUCUCUAACAAUGUUCCUGGAUCGGACUUCAGCAUCGGAGCUGACACCGCCCUCAACACCAUCACCAUGACUUGCGACAGGAUAAAGCAGUCUGCUGCUGGCACUAAGAGGAGAGUGUUCAUCAUUGAGACCAUGGGGGGAUACUGCGGUUACUUAGCAACCAUGGCUGGCUUGUCAUCUGGGGCUGAUGAUGCCUACAUCUAUGAAGAGCCUUUCCAUAUCCGUGACCUAGAGCUGAACGUGGAGCAUCUGAUAGAAAAGAUGAAGACCUCAGUGAAGAGAGGCCUCAUUCUCAGAAACUCUAAUGCCAAUGAGAACUACACCACACAGUUCCUCUACAACCUGUACUCAGAGGAGGGAAAGGGCACGUUCGACUGCAGGAUGAAUGUCUUAGGACACAUGCAGCAGGGUGGAACCCCCAGCCCCUUUGACAGGAAUUUUGGUACCAAGAUGGGAUCCAAGUCUGUCCUGUGGCUGACUAACAAGCUGAAGGAGUGCUACAGACACGGUCGUAUCUUUGCCAACAUGCCAGACUCAGCCUGUGUGCUGGGCAUGAAGAAGAGAUCCCUGGUCUUCCAGCCCCUGGCUUCCCUCAAGGAUGACACUGACUUUGAGCACCGUAUCCCAAAGACAGAGUGGUGGCUGAGGCUAAGGCCCAUCCUGAAAAUCCUGGCCAAAUAUGACACUGUGGAAAUGGACACCUCUGAGGUGACUGCCAUGGAGCAUGUCAUCAAGAAGACAGGCCUAGUCAAGGGGGGCAAAAUGUAAACAAACAAAUAAACACACACAUAUAAACACAACCUAACAUAAACACAUACAUACCGACCCUUGGUAUUGCAUCUCGGCCCACCCACUCCUAUGAAGAGAAAGGGAUGGUAACAGUCAACCAUUCAGUCAACAGAUGUGUGUAGCAUCUCAGUGUAGUCCUAGUGGUUAUGAGGAAGAGACUGUACAUACAGUUUAUGUGUGGCGCUUUGAACUGUUCUACAUCACAGAAGUCAUUCUACACCAUUCUGCAGAAACCCUGCAACAAUACUGUGCAGAUCUCUCAGUGGAGUCAGUCUAACACUUUUAUCUCAAAGCCACAAAGACACUCUCGUGUGCUGUUUCCUGUGUCUGGCUCACUGCUUUCUCCCCUAUUUGUAUGGCAGAACAGUUUACAAAAUGAAGACUUCUUUCUUGCAUUGAAACUGAACUAGGAUAUGUAAUUAAACUCUGCUUCAUUUCUGGAGGUUUUAUUUGUUUUUUUGCUACACACAUGACAUGAUAAAAGAUCAUGUCAAAUGUACUAUCUUUAAUGAAUAUCGAAUAUUUAGUGAUAAAAUAGUAACAAUGUAUUGCAUAGAAAAUGUGACAAAUGUUUAUCACAAUAACUUACAUAGUCUUUUAUUAAAUUAUGCCUAAUAGGCUGACUAAGUACAGCCAACCCAAAUAAUAAAAUUGUAAUGAAUUUAGUAAUUGAACAAAUAAAAAAUGUAAGGUAUGGGUUCAAAAA